Molecule: messenger RNA, 2680 nt
Organism: Spirodela intermedia
Lineage: Eukaryota; Viridiplantae; Streptophyta; Magnoliopsida; Alismatales; Araceae
Source: the annotation of a GenBank genome assembly
AUGUCUUCUACUCCCGAGUCGACGCCUCCUUCCCCCGGCUGUCCGAAUAUCUUUAGCAUACGGGUUGUCUCGCUCGACUACUACAUGGCUGCGCCUAUCACUGGUCUGGACUUCUGCGACAGCCCCUGCUUCCAAGGUAGAUGCACCUGCCAAUUGAGUCUCCUCCUCGUACCCCUGGUGACGUCUUGUUGCGAGUUUUCGCUUUCAGUUUUUUCUUUUUUUAGCAGUGUGGCCGUUGAUGAUGACCUCUCCUUUUCCUCCGGCAGGUAGGAGAGUGGAGGAGGUCCCCGUCAUCCGGAUUUAUGGUUCUACCUUAGCGGGACAGAAGGCUUGCCUGCAUGUUCAUCGGGUACGCUAUUUUCUAUUCCUUGUCACCUCUUCUUCCAUGUUCGUUCAUACUAAGCUUUGGUUUGACGUCAUGUUUUGAUAACUUAUUUUCUAAAUUGGUGCAUAUUUAGAAAUAUUUUUGUCCUGAUUUUGAUGAUUCUGGUGUUAUCUGUCAUUCUGGUUUGAGAUGGCACGUCACUGAUAUGAAACAUGAAUCAUGACUAACAUUUUCUCCAAGGAUUUUGUGUUGGAACAUGAUGCAAUUACUUCGGUCAAGAUGGAAGAUAGUCGCUGCUUCUUUAUAGGCCCAAACCAAAGCAUGGAUAUGAUGAUACGUUUAUGGCCUCAUCGCCAUCAGUACAGUGGAACCAUCGAAUAAAGAUACAUGGAUGAACGUUUAAACAUGAUGGUGUGUUUAUAACAAUGUUAAACUUUCUCUACGUGCUAUAUGACAAAAAUUCGAUGAUCAAAAGCAUAUAUUAGCGUUAGUUUAUAAAUAUGCGAGGUUGUAAAAUUAUGCUAUCUGGAAAUGUGAGGUUUUAAAAUGCUUUCUUUCUUAUCUUUCUCUUUUUAAUUUAUUUCUGUAGGCCUUGCCUUAUUUAUACAUUCCUUGUUCCGAGCUUGAGAUGUCCAAAGAAGGUAAUAUUUUCUCCCUGUAAUUUAAGAUUAUCUUAUUUUUUUCUAUAUUUUUUAUUAAUUUAGUGUUUAUAGAUUUUUACUAAAAAGGAAUAGUAGACAUUCAUGUCUUCUAUAAUUUUCGUCCUUUUUUUGAAAGUGGUGGUAACACAUGAUCAUUAUGUACAAGUGUGUGCUUGGUGAAUUCUCAAAAAAGCCUCCUAUGCAUUGACUGGGUCCUCACCAAGAUAUGUAGACCAUGCCAGAAACCCAGCAUUCCCAAAAUAGUAGUUUUGAAUUAUUGGACAAGAGUCAUGUCCAAAUUUCCAAAAAGUUUGUUGACUUCAUUUGGUUAUCUUGACUUUGCAGUACCACACCUUCAAAUGGAUGCUUUGCAAUGCCUUGUUUUAUCCUUCGGAAGAAUGAGCAGCAUAUUAUUCAUAUAAAAAUAGAAAAAAAAAAAUGAAACUAAUCCGUCGUACUCAAAAGAAAAUUGUCAAUUUUUUCCUUACUUUUAGACAUCAACAGAAUUCAUUUCUAUAUUGUUCCAUACUCUAGAGGAUAAUUAAGAUUAUAGCCAGCUGGAUAUUAACGGAAUUGAAAAUUGGACAUAUGUAAUUGCUUGAUGUGGAGAUAUGUUCUGUAGUAUUGGGAGUUUGAACAAGGUUUACUGAAUGAUUCUUGAUUCUUAAGAGCCUUCUUAGUUGUCUACUGCGGCUAGUUCAACAUCUUUUAUUGAAUGAUUAAACUUAUCAACUUGUAACAUCAACGAUUGAUCAAUGAUUAGCCACAUGGGGUUUUUGCAGCUCUGAUUAUCUUCAUCGUUUUAGUCUGCAAAAUACUUUUAUUCAUCUAUUCCCAAAGCUUACCUUCAUUUUUUUGUUUACUUUAUUUUUAAAGUUUGGAACUAUACAGAUUCAUUGAUGAAGCAUGUUUGCUAGGGUAGUUUCUCUUGAAUGUAGAAAUAAUUUGAAUUUGGAGUUCCAGGAAUAGUUUUUAAGGUGUGGCCUAGUCGAGAAGAUGACCAAGAUGCAUUGGUGUCUAUAAGCAACAAGUGAUGUUAAGGAAACAGCGUUGUUCAUAUUGUGCAUUUUUGAACAUCAUGUUCGUGUCACACGUUAUGAACAAUCAUUCUCGUUUCUAUCACAUAAAUCAAUAAACUAUUAGUUUUGUGAUUUCUUAAAUAAAAUUAUCCAUUUUUAUUCCGUUGUUGGUUUUUAUUUUUCAUCUCCCCUACAAAGUAGUUGAAUUAUUGAUUAGCCUCAUGAUUCUCCAGGUAACUCCCUAUAAAAUAGAAAAGUAAUAAUUUUUAUUUCGAUAUUGAUUUUUAGUUUUCCUCUCCCCUACAGAGUAGUUGAACUAUUGAUUAGCCUUAUUAUUCUCCAGAUAUUUCCCUAAAAACUACCUAAAUAUUAUGAUAACUUCCUUCUAAUUUGUGGCGUUUUAACUACAUGCGACCUAGGUCAAAUUUAUUUGAACGAAGUAUCUGAUGCUGUUGAAAGGGCGUUGCAGGUAUUAUAUGUUUACUUGAUGUUUAAAGCAUUCUUUUCUUUCGAAAUUGAUAUGACAUUUUUCAUCUGAAAUGAUUUCUGUUAAGGGCACGUAUGGAUUGAAAAAACAACAUGUACACGGGUGCUGUCUUGUUCGAGCAAAGAAAUUUUAUGGUUAUCAUUCUGCAGAGGAGUUAUUUGUGAAGAUCUACUUGUAUCCACUUUAUCAGUUUGGUGCUUUCCUGUGA